CGGCCGCCUGAGGCGCGGGGCCAUGGCGGCGGCCGCGGCCGAGCGGCUGCUGCAGCUGCUGCGGGAGGAGCGGGACGCCGAGCUCGCCGAGAGCAGGGCAUGGCAGGAGGGUGUCUCCCUGAAGGAGCUGCAGCGCAGAGGCGUCUGUCUGCUGAAGCUCCAAGCUGCCAGCCAGAGAACCGGCCUCUAUGGGCAGCUGCUCAUCACCUUCCAGCCCAGGAAAUACGACCCAGCUGCUGAGCUGCCCUAUAACAGUUUUGGGCCUGGGGAUGUUGUGGGCCUGUACGACUCAUCUGGCCAGGCUGAUCCGCUCUGCACUGGCGUUGUGACCCGUGUCACCCCCAGAGCCGUGACUGUGGCCUUUGAGGACUCUCGAGGUGACUCACUGAGCGUGGACUCGGAGAGCUCGUACCGCCUCCUGAAGCUGGCCAACGAUGUCACCUACAACAGGAUGAAAAAAGCUUUACAUGCACUAAGGCAGUAUCGUGGUGGUCCAGCCUCUGAUCUGAUCGACGUCCUCUUCUUCUCUUCUGACCUCAGCCCAUCCAGUGACACAAAGCCCCUAAAGCUUUUCAAUGCCUCGCUGGACGCGUCGCAGAGGGAGGCUGUCUCCUUCUCCCUGGCACAGAGGGAGCUUGCCAUCGUCCAUGGACCACCUGGCACAGGGAAGACCACAACACUAGUAGAAAUCAUCUUGCAAGCUGUACAGCAAGGCCUGAAAGUCCUGUGCUGUGCCCCUUCCAACGUUGCAGUGGAUAACCUGGUGGAAAGGCUGGCGGGCUACGGGACCCGCAUCCUGCGGCUGGGGCACCCCGCUCGCCUGCUGGACUCCAUCCAGCAGCACUCCCUGGACGCCGUCCUGGCCCGAGGGGACAACGCCCAGAUCGUGGCAGAUAUCAGGAAGGACAUCGACCAGGCCUUUGCAAAAAGCAAAAAGGCUCAAGACAAGGGAGAGAGGAGCCAUUUCCUCAGUGAGAUGAAGGUGCUGAGAAAGGAGCUGAGGGAGCGAGAGGAAGCGGCCAUGGCUGCAGCCCUUACCCAUGCCAGUGUUGUCCUUGCUACCAAUACAGGUGCUUCCUCUGAUGGCCCACUGAAGCUGCUUCCUGAAAAUCACUUUGAUGUGGUGGUGAUAGAUGAGUGUGCUCAGGCCCUGGAAGCCAGCUGCUGGAUACCUCUGCUGAAGGCUCGGAAGUGCAUCUUGGCCGGGGAUCACAAACAGCUUCCCCCCACCAUCAUCUCUCACAAGGCUGCUGCCCAGGGCCUGUCCCUGAGCCUGAUGGAGCGACUGCUGGCGGGCUACGGGGACAGGGCGGUGAGGAUGCUGACGGUGCAGUACCGCAUGCACCAGGACAUCAUGCUCUGGGCGUCCGGCGAGAUGUACGGCGGCCGCCUCACCGCGCACCCGGCCGUGGCCCAGCACCUGCUCAAGGACCUGCCGGGCGUCACGGCUACAGAGGAGACCAGCACUGCCUUGCUGCUCAUAGACACUGCUGGCUGUGGCCUGUUUGAGCUGGAGCUGGAGGAUGAACAGUCCAAGGGGAACCCAGGGGAGGUGCAGCUGGCUGCUCUGCACAUCCAGGCCUUGGUGGAAGCCGGCGUGAAGGCCAAAGACAUCGCUGUCAUAGCUCCCUACAACCUGCAGGUGGACAUGCUCAGAGAGAACCUUUGCCACAGGUAUCCAGACCUAGAGAUCAAAUCAGUUGAUGGUUUCCAAGGAAGGGAGAAGGAGGCAGUGAUCCUGUCCUUCGUGAGAUCCAACAGGAAAGGUGAGCUCGGCUUUGUGGGGGACGACCGGCGGAUCAACGUGGCCGUGACCCGCGCCCGGCGCCACGUGGCCGUGGUGUGCGACAGCCGCACGCUGAGCUGCCGGCCGCUGCUGCAGCGCCUGCUGCGGCACAUCACGCGGCACGGCCGGCUGCGCAGCGCCUUCGAGUACCUGCCCGACCUCACGCCCACCAACUACGGCCCCGUGGCUGCCAGGCCCCCCACGGCCCCCCGCACGCGGCCCCCCGAGGCCCCCCGCACGCAGCCCACCAAAGCCCAUGGGCACGGAGCGGCGGCCGGGCGGGCGGAGGCGCGGCAGGGCCGGCACGGCACCGGGAGCCCGGCGGCAGAGGACGGUGCCGAGGGGCUGAGGGCCACGCUGGAGGCGUUCCUGCAGAGCUCAGAGCGGCAGAUGGACUUCCCCCCAAGCCUCAGCUCCCACCAGCGGCUGCUGCUGCACCUGAUGGCCGAGGAGCUGGGGCUGUGGCACGGCAGCAGCGGCCAGGGCAGCGCCCGGUACCUCAGCGUGCGCAAGAAGGAGCCCCCCGAGCCCCCAGCAACCACUGGCACCAGCCCCAGCACACAGCCACGGCCUGGCCGGGACACUCCUGGCCCUGCAGAGCCCGGCCAGGACGCUCCUAGCCCUGCAGAGCUCAGCCAGGACACUCCUGUCCCUGCCAAUACCAGACAGGACGCUCCUGGCCCUGCAGACCCCAGCCAGGACGCUGCUGUCCCUGCAGACCCCAACCAGGACACUCCUGGCCCUGCAAACCCCAACCAGGACACUCCUGGCCCUGCAGACCCCAGCCAGGACGCUCCUGGCCCUGCAGACCCCAGCCAGGAUGCUCCUGGCCCUGCAGCGCCCAGGGGAGGCAGCAAGGGCCGGGGGAACGUGGACCUGAGAGCCCUGCACCUGGAGAGAGUUCAGAGGGACAAAGCCAGGCGGGAGGAGGAGGCAGCCAGGAGGGCUCAGGAGCCCAGAGCCCAGCCUCAGAGCAGCAGCAGCAGGAAAAAAGACAAAAGCAAAGGCAAAGGACAGGCAGCGGGCCGGAGCGGAGCGGCAGAGGACGACCUGGACGCUGUGCUGGCGGCUGCCGGCACCUGCAGCUUCCCCGGCUGCACGGGCAGGACCACGGCCCUGGGGCAGCUCUGCCCCCUCUGCAGCGCCUGCUUCUGCCUCCAGCACCAGCUCCCCGAGGUACCCGCGUGGGGCUGGGCAGGGCUCUGGGGUGCACGGCUGUGGGGAGAAGGCCAAGGCCCAGGCCCGGCAGCAGCUCCGCAGGGACGGGCUUUGCCCCGGGAGCAGCCCCAGGGACAAGCCCCUGGACCCGGCCAGGAGAGCUCACCUGCAGCGGCGCCUGGACAAGAAACUCAGCGACCUGAGCAGCCAGAGGAAGAGCAAAAGGAAAGAGAAGGAGAAAUGAAGGGUGGGAAUGCCGGGGGUGUAAGCUGGGAGCCAGGGGUCGGGCUGGGCCGAGCCCCAGGGGAGAGGGAGCUCUCCUUUUUGGGCCAGGCAGCCCGGAUAAGCUGUGCCCGGGGCUCCUGAAGGCGAGGGCAGGGGAAGGGGAGCAGCUUUGUCCCUGUUCCCCUCCUCGGCAGAGUGGGAGCUGUGCACAGGGAGCUGGGGCUGUGCACGGAGGGCUGGGGACACCAGAGAGACAUUAAACACAAGGCACUGGGCUG
Molecule: messenger RNA, 3447 nt
Organism: Colius striatus (speckled mousebird)
Lineage: Eukaryota; Metazoa; Chordata; Aves; Coliiformes; Coliidae
Gene: IGHMBP2
Product: immunoglobulin mu DNA binding protein 2
Exons: 15
Coding region: 23-3310 (1095 amino acids)
Molecular function (GO): 5'-3' DNA helicase activity; ATP hydrolysis activity; zinc ion binding
Source: RefSeq, a predicted model, not a curated record